UUUGGCACGGCGGUAUAGGACUUUUGGCCGAGUAUUUUGUGAGUAUUUUCUGCUUCAGUGUAAGGUUAUUUCAAUUUCAACUUAAUCAAUCACCGGUAAAGGAUACUGACCUCGCUGACCUCUACCAUUUUCAAGGAAUCAAGGUUUGUCUGCCAGUGCCUCGUCAGCCGACCCGCAGUUCGUCCCCUGCUCCGCCGCUGUCCUCGCAGUGACCGGCGCCAUGAAGGUGUCAGUGUACGCGCCGCUGCUGUCGCGGCUGUUGGCCGGACCUCGGCCGUACGUCGGUACUCUGGUCGGCCUCGUGCACGACGACCGGGCUCACGUGCUCGGCUGCCUGCUCGACCACGUGGAGGGCGGCACGCCGGGCGUGGGCAGCGAGCUGCUGGACGCGCUGCCCGGCGGCCUGGCCCCGCUCGGCGUGGCCGGAGACAGUGACGGCCGUCUGGAGGAGCUGGCGCUGCUGUCGACUGUCAUCAGCCUGCUGCCGGCGGGCGCGCAGCGCGCGGUCGUCCUCUCCGUCAGCGGCGGCGAGGGCGAGGGAGAGCCCGAGCCCACCGCCGCCGUCUUCCUGUACGGCGACGGCGAGCUGGAGCGCACCGAGUUCGAGACGUUCGGCGCCGAGCAGCUGCGCGCACAGACCGUGCUGCUGCGCCUGGAGGGAGCGCUGUCGCUACGCUGCAAGCCUGGCUGCGAGCCGCUGGCAGAGGCCUUUGACCGGCUGAAGCGCACGCUCGACUCGCCGGUGGCCUGCUUCGUCCAGCCGGAGGCGAAUCGACUGCUGCGCGCGCAGGACGACGAGUCUGCGCCCGAGGGCAGCUGCGCAGAGCUGGCGGGCCGGCGCUCUGCGGGGCGCGCUCAGGCGCUGUUCAAACUGAUGCUGCAGCGGACUGGUCUGGUUGAGAGCCGGCCGGCCGGCGGUGCUCCGGUGAUCGAGUACUGUCGCGGCCGACAGCAGCUGGUGGACCUCACGCUGCCUAUCAGCUGCGUGGCGCUGGUGGCGGCAGCCGCUCCGCUCGCGCAGGCGGCCGCUGCCCUCUCUGAGGCGGCGCUGCGGCAGCUGGCGCAGCUGCGCACGGUCAUCACGGACGUAUACCGGGAAAAGGAGCGGGUGGUGCCGGCCGAGCCGCUGCACUUCAACCCCGAGGAGUGCGGACACUACGUGACACUCGUCUACAGCGCUGCCUCCGACGACGAGAAGCUCGAGUCCUACCGACGGAACGUGCACGCGGCUCUGCUCCUGGCCGCCGACCGGCCGCUGUUCCGACGUGCCAACCGGCACCGGUUCGAUGACCAGUCGCCGUUCCUGACCAACGUGCACGUGGGUCUGUCGGCGCCGCGUCAGACGGCCGGACAGACGGCGCUGGUGCGCGGCACGUACGUCUACCACCACUACAUGCAGGACCGGAUGGACGACAGCGGCUGGGGCUGCGCCUACCGCUCGCUGCAGACCCUGGCCUCGUGGUUCCAGCGGCAGGGCUACACCGGCCGCGCGCCGCCGACGCACAGAGAGAUCCAGCAGUGCCUGGUCGACAUCGGCGACAAGCCGGCGUCGUUUGUCGGCUCUCGCCAGUGGAUCGGCUCCACGGAGGUCAGCUACUGCCUGCAGCACCUGUACGGCGUGGAGUCGCGCAUCCUACACGUGAGCAGCGGCGCCGACCUGGGCUCCAAGGCGCGGGCGCUGCUGCGGCACUUCAACGACGAGGGCACGCCGGUGAUGAUCGGCGGCGGCGUGCUGGCGCACACGCUGCUCGGCGUCGCCUUCGACGAGGCCAGCGGCGAGGCGUCGUUCCUGGUGCUGGACCCGCACUACACGGGCGCGGAGAAUCUGACCACCAUCCAGAACAAGGGCUGGUGCGGCUGGAAGGACGGCCAGUUCUGGGACCAGACCGCCUACUACAACCUCUGCAUGCCGGUCCGGCCGCGCUGUGUGUAGUCGGUAUGUGAGAUACCCGUCUCCUGAGUACCGACAGCGGGAGUGCCGGGAUGGACAGGAAGGCUAUGAAAAACGUGAUACGAUACGAACCACAUUCCACAGAGGCUAGACCUCCCCAGAUAUUGGCUAUACGCCAGUCGUCAAUAUGGCGUCCGACUGGAAUGUGCAGAGCGAAUCCCAAUAAAUGCGACCGGCGCGGGACAAUAACGACGCUAUCACGUUGGCCGUUGGAUAACCACUAGGUGAGUGUAAACAGUAUACUGACCUGUCGACGACUGUAUGCUGGUCUCUCGGUGACUGUAUAUUGGUCUGUUGGUGUCUGUAUACUGGCCUUUGGGUGAGCGUGUACUGACUGCUGGGUGGGAUUGCACACUGUGUACCGAUUGCUUGAUUGGUAUAUACUAGCCCCUCGGUGGGCGUUAGCUGACUUCUCGGUGGGUGAAUACUGACCGGUUGGCGGUUUCGUCCGCGACCACCGUGCGGUGGGCGGUGGGGGGCAUACCGGACCCCAGACCAGCCCGGGUCUCUGACAGCGGUGGGGCGGCACCUGGCGGCGGCUGUGUCUGUCGACCUCGUCUGUCGGCUCCCGGACAGCGGAUAACGCCGCACGCGCUGAUACCGUGUGUCGUCAGCCAGCGCUGUGCUCGUGUGGGAUGGGCUUUGAUCGGAAUAGGCGACAUAUUUAUUGUUAUAGUCCUUUCUGCUAAUGCGACUGCAGUGAUGUUUGACGGUGGUGUUAGGCUGACGGGUGUUGGAAUUUGCAAUUUUAAUGAGAUGGAUAUUUUCCAAGUAAAUACAUAUAAGGCGAUAUCAUUCUA
Amphibalanus amphitrite is the source of this 2751-nucleotide messenger RNA. RefSeq names its product ufm1-specific protease 2-like. The transcript is spliced from 2 exons. The record is from RefSeq and is a predicted model, not a curated record. Lineage: Eukaryota; Metazoa; Arthropoda; Thecostraca; Balanomorpha; Balanidae. Bases 221 to 1933 code for a protein of 570 amino acids.